Molecule: messenger RNA, 1930 nt
Organism: Cloeon dipterum
Lineage: Eukaryota; Metazoa; Arthropoda; Insecta; Ephemeroptera; Baetidae
Gene: Zasp66
Product: PDZ_signaling and DUF4749 domain-containing protein Zasp66
Exons: 10
Coding region: 110-1513 (467 amino acids)
Biological process (GO): muscle structure development; actin cytoskeleton organization
Cellular component (GO): Z disc; filamentous actin; stress fiber
Molecular function (GO): muscle alpha-actinin binding; actin binding
Source: RefSeq, a predicted model, not a curated record
AAAGAGAGCAGAGAGAGAGAGAAAGAGAAAGAGUCGCUUCUGAGAGCUUCUUAGCGCGAGUGCGGUCGUCGUUUGAAUUGAGAGUGCGGAGGCCGAGCGGCCCGACGGCAUGGCGAGCAGCGGCAGGCGCUUUUCCAACUCAAACCCUGGCGCCAGGGUCACAAUCACCUUGGUGCGCGACGGCUUCAACCAGCCGUGGGGCUUCCGGCUGGCCGGCGGCGCCGACAUCGGAACGCCGCUCACCGUGCAAAGGGCGUUGGCAGGAACUCCGUCGGAAGGUGAGCUCAAGCCUGGCGACGUGAUCACCAAGAUCGGCGACCGCGACGCCCGCCACCUGAGCCACAACGACGCGCAGCACCUUUUCAAAAACGCCGGCAACAACAUUACGCUGCAAGUUCAGAGAGGUGAUCAGACGAAAGCCCCGUCGUCCUCGGCGCCCCUGUCUCCGCCCCAUGUGCUCUCGAAGCCGCCCCAUGCGCAGGGGGCAGUUGUGACCAACGGCGCGCCCCUCUCGCCGCCCACCCCCGUGCCGGUAAACAGUCCUCUGCAGGUGCAGACCGCCCACGCGCCCCCGACGUCCACCGAGCUCUUCAGCCCCGUGUCCGUGGUGCCCGCGCGAGGCCCCAACAGCCUCCAAGCCCUCACCUCGCCCACCCCCCAGCAGCAACCCCUGCCCAACAAUGACAAUUUCACAAAGACACUUAAAAGUCCUGUGCAAAACCUGCCCGUGACGACUUUCCCGCCUCCAUUGCCAGGUCUCUCCUCGGACGGAAGAGGACCCUUUGGAGUCAACUCUGCUCACUAUAACGAAUUGGCGGCCCCUGAGUGCGUCGACAUGCAGCCGUAUCGCACGACUCCUCUAGUGUUGCCUGGCGCCAAAGUGAAGCGCGAGGUGCCAACGACCUCGUACCUGCAGCACCACCCCAACCCUGCCAUGCGAGCUGGACCCCAGCACUACGAUCCGAACCUCGAGGUUUUGAUGAAGCAAAAGGUGGCCGACACUGUUUUGGAGCGCGUGGCUGGUCCCGACGCCAGUAAGAAGGCGUUUUCCAAGCAGUUCAACUCGCCGAUCGGACUGUACUCGGAACAAAACAUUUCUGAAUCGGUGCAGGCGCAGACUGGAGUGACUCCAUACGCCUCACUAACCGAGAUAAUCGGAAAUUCGAUUCACCUGUUGAACUCUAUGUCUGCCUCCUCCCCCGUCUACCCCUUGUGUGCCAAACCCCACAGUUACAAGGGCAAGAAGACGCUGUACUACGACCCCGCAAAGUCCGAGACCUUCAAGGCGCUCAAGGACGCCGAGCUGGGCGACACGGUCACCGAAGUGCCCGAGCCCAUCCAGACCAAGGUGUUCACCCCCCAGAAGCACAUCCAGCAUCCCCUCAACCAUAGGCCGCAAAAGCCAAAAUCUCCUCAGCCUCCGCCAGAAAAUUUAUUGGGCGACGAUAAAAUCCACCAGAGCUACUCAUUUAGACGCCUCAUGAAUGAAGUCCUUGGGGAAAGUGAGUUUUGAGAGAAACGAAUCAAAGAAGGAAAUUGUAAUAUAUUGAUUUACUGUUCGUUCAAAAACUAUGUAAAUAAAAGUUAACUAUAAAUACCUGCGCGCAACACGACGCACAACUCGGAUAACAAAACUAUUUUUAUGAACGAGAUGUUUAAAGUCUUUUUAAGAAUCUUAUCUAGCGAAAAAAUGAGGUUGCGUUGACUUUACUCAUGCGUAUCGAAGCUCUAACUUUAACUCUGUACGAUAUAAUAUUAACCGCGGCGGUAUAAGGAUAAGCCCAUUAAGUGAGAGUAGCUAGCUGUUGCCUCUAUCUUCUAUUCUAAUAAAUUAUUCUUGCUGGAUGUCUUUUGUGCACAGUUAUGAAUCUUGCCCGUAUUGUUGAGACACGAGUUUGCAAAUAAAUACUGUUUAAAUAAAUUUACUUUA